CGAAUAGACCAUGCGAUGCCGUAUCUGGACCGCUGCGACCUUUGUGUUCCUGUGCAUCCCGAUAAGAAGUUGCAGACCAGCAGAUGUGCCAUGGCCACGUCUCUCUUUCCAUCUCCUUCCUCGCCCCACCUCUCCAUUCUCAAGCUGAAAUACUUCGCUCCUCUCAAGAGCUCCGCCCUCUCUUCGCUCUCUGCAUCUUCCCAAAGAACCGUCAGAAGCUGCUCGUCUCUUAGGGCGUUGGAGAGAAACCCCAGAGCCGGAAGCUGGAGACUCAGCGCCGCCGCUGAAGAUGCGCUGGAGAGUUCGCAGCAGAUAGUGUCGUCCGGUGGCGGCGGCGGCGACGACGGCGUGUCCAACGCCGUCUCGGUCCUGCUCCUCAUCGCCUUCGCUGGUCUCUCCAUUCUCACAAUUGGGGUGAUCUACAUAGCGGUGACGGACUUCUUGCAGAAGAGGGAGAGGGAGAAGUUCGAGAAGGAAGAGGCGGGGAAGAAGAAGAAAGGUGGGAAGAAGGGGAGGGUCAGGGCGAGGUCUGGUCCGAGAGGGUUCGGCCAGAGGAUCGACGAGGACGAGUGACGAUUGAUGAUUUGCUUUGAUUGAGAGGAAUUGCACUUCAGUAAUUAUGUGCUUUGGAUAAUUUUGUUUUUGAAUGGUAUUAAUGUACAAGAAGGGUGUAACUGCA
Syzygium oleosum is the source of this 679-nucleotide messenger RNA. RefSeq lists its product as uncharacterized. Bases 16 to 573 code for a protein of 185 amino acids. The transcript has 2 exons. The record is from RefSeq and is a predicted model, not a curated record. NCBI's taxonomy places the organism in Eukaryota, Viridiplantae, Streptophyta, Magnoliopsida, Myrtales, Myrtaceae.